Ambispora gerdemannii is the source of this 718-nucleotide messenger RNA. The record is from the annotation of a GenBank genome assembly. Lineage: Eukaryota; Fungi; Glomeromycota; Glomeromycetes; Archaeosporales; Ambisporaceae.
AAACUCGUAUAAAUGACUUUGGUAUGGAAGAUGUGCAUUUAGAAAUCACCAAACAAGUACCUGUAGUUCACAAUACUUUAUCAACAAAUGUCGUGAUAUUGAAACAUGGUGAUCCACCCAAUUGUAAUAAAAAUGUUCAUGCAGCAUGCAAAAUGUACCGUGGUGAUUUACCUCGUGGUGACCGUCUAUAUAUUGCGUGUGACCAGGCAAUUUUUGCGAGGUUAAUCUCUUAUAAGAAAAUUAACAACAAUAAUACACUGAUGACAUUGUGGCAAGUCAAAAAUGCUCACGUGAUCAAGUCACGCAAAGAUUCACUCUGGUCCUUGGUCGCAAAGUUAUCAUCCGCCUUUGGUGAACCAAAUCCUGCAACACACUAUUUGUUCGGAAAUGCACCAGAAAUUAGUGAAAAUGGCAUUAAGAAUAUUCUUUCUUUCUAUGAGUCUGGAAAAUUGCAUUUUCAACAAAUACUUACGCAGGAUGUGUAUAAAACUGAGCUCCGAAAACACAAACCAAUCCAAGUGUUAACUGUUCAACAGAACACUUCAGCAUCUGAAACUAGCCAUCCAAAACAGACACGUCACGUUACUACAGAUGCAGAGAAAACGAUACUUAUCCAAUUGUUCAGAUUCGAAGAUUUACCCCCUGAAGACGCAAUCUCGGAAGUGUUGUUGCAACUCCAAACUGUCUUUUCAAGCUGGACAGCUGAAAGAAUCAAACA